CACGCAAUGGCGGCAGACCGAAACUACAUGAGAAAAGAGAUCUUCAAAAAGCAAGCAUCAACCCAAAUGGGAACAAGAAGGCUGACGACAGCAACAGGAUGAGCAGCACAGAAGUUCCUGACGAUAUAAACGAUCGAAACAACAAGAGAAAGAAAGCCCCUCCUAGUAUUCCCAAGUAUGACAUACGUGUAUGCGACGCGUUUCUCGCUAACAGGAGCCAGGGACAGCAUCAGCGUCGUGUGAAGACAGGAGAGGCGGGCGAUACGUACGAAACGAAGAUGCAGUACUUGUUGGAGACAACUCUACAUCAGUACGUUUGGAUUCUGCGUGCCCGAUUCAUGAUAGCGCACUUUGGUUGGAGGAAUGGCGCCCCAAUUAGAAUGACGACGCCACAGGACCAUGCUGAAAUCCGCAGGCAGUACGCUAAUUUCGUUGCUGAUGCUGCUGCUUUGCAUCGACAGAUCUGCAAGGAUCUUAGUGACGACGCAGAGCUGGACCGCGUUUUGGAGUUGGAUGAUAAAGCAGUUUUGUUCUUGGUGCCGGAGUGCACAUUUAUUUUGUCAGAGGCAGAUGCAGAGGAAGUAUGUGGGCUGUAUCAGGAAGAAGGCGAAGGCGAUGCAUAUGACCACAACAACUUGGCCAGCACUUGACAAGCCUUAUGAUGUUCUUGAUGUUGUGUGCAAUUGUGACGAACUACUCACUUAUUUAAGAACCCGUUUAGUAUUGCAGCUGCUUCGUAGAAAUCAAGGCCAGCGAUAUUGCUAUUAAGCUGGUGAGUUCUUAUUU
Molecule: messenger RNA, 786 nt
Organism: Amoebophrya sp. A25
Lineage: Eukaryota; Dinophyceae; Syndiniales; Amoebophryaceae
Source: the annotation of a GenBank genome assembly